AGAACUACUGCAUUAAUUUAUAGGUUUAAGUACCCUCAGUAGUCAAGAGUCAAGACCACGUGGUUUUAGCAAAUCUUGUACAUUUGACCUGGACUGGAGUAGUAUAUAUACAAGGGACUGCGCCCUACACAAGUAUGCUCUUAAUUUCUUCACGCAUCCUCUACAACUUUCAUGGCCACUAUCCUCGCCUUUUUUCUCUUCCUCUUCUUUCUACUAUGGAUACUAAGAAAAGCUCGUAAAACAACACUUCCACCAGAAGCUGGUAGCGCCUGGCCUUUGAUUGGCCACCUCCACCAAUUAGGAGGGACAAAACCAACCCAUAUAACAUUGGGUAACAUGGCCGACAAGUAUGGAUCAAUCUUCAGUAUCAAGCUGGGAGUACAUCGUACUCUGAUAGUGAGCAGUUGGGAGAUAGCAAAAGAGUGCUUCACCACAAACGACAGAGCCUUUGCCAGCCGUCCAAAAUCUAUAGUUGCAGAACUCUUGGGCUACAACUAUGCCGCGUUUGUGCUUAGCCCUUAUGGUCCUCACUGGCGCCAAGUGCGUAAAAUAGCCACCGUCCAGUUUCUCUCAAACCACCGCGUUGAGAUUGUCAAAGACAUCCGAGAGUCUGAGGUAAAUAGAGCUGUGAAAGAGAUAUAUGAGGUCUGGGUGAAGAACAACAACGUGUUGGUAGAGAUGAAGAGAUGGUACGGAUCCAUAACCCUAAAUGUUGUAUUGCAGAUGGUUAUAGGGAGGCGAUUUGAUGGGAGUGGAACCAAGGAGGAGAAUGAAGCUAACGAUGAGUGCAUGAAGGUAUUAAGAGAUUUAUUUGAGUUGAGUAGUACAUUUGUGGUAGCAGAUGCGCUUCCUUACCUAAGGUGGUUGGACUUGGGAGGCUACCAGAAGGCCAUGAAGCGAACUGCAAAAGAAUUUGAUCGUGUGCUUCAAGGAUGGUUAGAAGAACAUAAGCAAAGGAAAGUUUCCAGUGAGGCAAAGGGACACCAAGAUCUUAUGGAUGUGAUGUUGUCUGUUGUUGCCGACGACGACGAAAAGAUAUCAAAUUAUGAUGCUGAUACAAUCAUUAAAGCUACAUGUCAGUCCCUUAUCAUAGCGGGCAUAGAUACAACAGCAACAACAUUGAUAUGGACUCUCUCUCUACUUCUUAACAACCAAGAAGCCCUAAAGAAAGCACAACAAGAGUUGGAUGUCCAGAUUGGCAGGGAGAGGCAAGUAAAGGAAUCAGACAUAAAAAAUCUAGUCUAUCUCCAAGCUAUCAUCAAAGAAGCAAUGCGUUUAUACCCUGCUGGACCGCUCACUAUCCCACGCGAGUCUAUGGAAGACUGCACUUUGGCAGGCUAUCACGUUCCAGCAGGCACACAACUCCUUGUUAAUAUUUCAAAGAUCCAUCGAGACCCACAUAUGUGGUCUGAUCCAAAUGAAUUUCAGCCAGAAAGAUUCCUUACAAGCCAUAAGGGUGUUGAUGUUAAGGGCCAACAUUUUGAAUUCUUACCAUUUGGUUCCGGUAGAAGAAUGUGCCCAGGAAUCUCAUUAGCAUUGCAAGUCAUGCAACUCACCCUUGCCACCUUGCUGCAUGCUUUUGAAAUUGCAACCCCAUCAGAUGAGCUCGUGGACAUGACCGAGAAAGUCGGACUUACCGACAUGAAAGCCACACCACUCGAAGUCCAUCUCACUCCACGACUUCCUGCUCAACUAUAUGCAUUGUUUGCUUAGAUAUUUGAUAACUAAAAUGGGAUCUACACUAGCUAUUAAUUUCAUAAUGAAUAAUACUAUUUAGUAGACUAUUAUUAAACUUCUAUACAAUUUGGAUAAUGUGGCAGUAAAAGUUAACAUUGUUUUACAAGUUUUGAUCAUAUGGCUAAUUUCACUUCCACAUUAUUAUGUUGUAUGAUAAUUAUAUAACAAUUUACUAAAUUGUAUUACGCGUUAUAAUUAGUGUGCGCAAGGAUUAUUCUCUUAUGUUUUUCUUUUUACAUUUUGAGCUUUUGGGGUUUAGUUAUGUGUUAUGUGGCAUGAAUCAUACACGAUCAAGGAGACGUAGGCGUGGAAUAAAAGGACUCCUGAAAUAAGAGGGUAUCUUUUUAGUAGUUUAGUAGUAGUAUUUAUCAAUAUCGGUCGUUGAAACCCAAUGUAA
Corylus avellana is the source of this 2134-nucleotide messenger RNA. RefSeq names its product cytochrome P450 CYP82D47. Gene Ontology annotation, molecular function: monooxygenase activity; oxidoreductase activity, acting on paired donors, with incorporation or reduction of molecular oxygen; iron ion binding. NCBI's taxonomy places the organism in Eukaryota, Viridiplantae, Streptophyta, Magnoliopsida, Fagales, Betulaceae. The record is from RefSeq and is a predicted model, not a curated record.